Molecule: messenger RNA, 861 nt
Organism: Babesia ovata
Lineage: Eukaryota; Apicomplexa; Aconoidasida; Piroplasmida; Babesiidae
Product: mediator complex subunit MED18, putative
Exons: 1
Coding region: 1-861 (286 amino acids)
Source: RefSeq, a predicted model, not a curated record
AUGAUUCCCUACCUGGCGGCCGAUGAACUCGGCGGCAAGCGCUCAGGCGCACCGCCGCCCGAUAGCGAUUCGGAAGCGGAAUUGGAUGCCUUCUACAAUGAAUGUAUCUCCGUAGCGAACGGGGAGACUCAAGCCCAGCCGCCGAAGAAACGGUACGAGUACGUUGUAUGUGGAAUCUUCAGGGACCCGAGCGUUACAGCCAACCCAAAUCCAGAAGCUGAACCGGCAAAGGAGCAGGCGCAGACACCUGGCCAGACCACACCACCCUUACGCAUGUCGGACCCUAUAUAUCAGAGCCCAUUGUGCCGGGAGUUCCUAGACACACUAUCGCAUCUUACGGAGACGCAGCGAGUUGAGGCUAUACACAUCCUUACGUUCCAGCGCGUGGGCGACCUUGCCUCUGGGGUGGCUAUGAAUUUCACGAAAAACGCCGAGAGCGUGAGAUCAAGCACCGUUAAGGUCAGCGUUCACAAAAAACCCAGCCCCCUGGCUGGCAAGUGCCUCAUAAUAGAUGCCGACGACGAGAAGCCAUUCUCAUCAAGUGCGGACAUAAUAGUGCGACCUAUCGGCGAUGCAGUGUCUUCCGAGAUCCUGUUAGUGCUGCCGCUGUGCGGCUACCAGGUGCUCAACCGCGUCUUCAUCUCCGGGCACGUGUUCACCAACAACUCCGGCAACCCGUCGCAGGUGGAGGUGGCAGUGCUGCGCCACUACCUUGACUGCAACCCUACGACUCCGGUGUCACAAGAUUCGCUGCUCGUAGAGGUGCGCUGCGUCGGUGACGGCGACCCCGAGACCUACAAGGCACGCAUGAGGGAAUACACGCAACUGUUGUACAAGUACGUGGACUUCGCGCUCCAAUGA